Molecule: messenger RNA, 1978 nt
Organism: Strigops habroptila (Kakapo)
Lineage: Eukaryota; Metazoa; Chordata; Aves; Psittaciformes; Psittacidae
Gene: ORMDL1
Product: ORMDL sphingolipid biosynthesis regulator 1
Exons: 5
Coding region: 215-676 (153 amino acids)
Biological process (GO): ceramide metabolic process; intracellular sphingolipid homeostasis; negative regulation of ceramide biosynthetic process
Cellular component (GO): endoplasmic reticulum membrane
Source: RefSeq, a predicted model, not a curated record
GGCUCCUCCCCUCCGCGGCAGCCCUGCCCAGGGGGCGGCCGGCGGGUUCUACCUGCGGGUGGCGGUCUGCGUUCCGCCCGUGCUCCUCGGCGGCCGCAGCCACAGCGCGGCCCGCGGGUGUGCGUAGAGGUACUCGCUCACCGGCGGCGCUGUAUCCCAGGGAGGGAGGAACAACCUCACUUCACCCAUCUCAGAUCUGUUUUAUAGGGUAAAAAUGAACGUAGGCGUUGCCCACAGCGAGGUAAAUCCAAACACGCGGGUGAUGAACAGUCGUGGAAUGUGGCUGACGUACGCACUCGGAGUUGGCCUGCUGCACAUUGUCUUGCUCAGCAUUCCUUUCUUUAGCGUGCCUGUCGCCUGGACUUUAACAAAUGUGAUUCACAACCUGGGAAUGUAUGUGUUUUUGCAUGCAGUAAAGGGAACUCCUUUUGAAACACCGGAUCAGGGGAAAGCUAGGCUACUAACACACUGGGAACAACUGGAUUAUGGAGUACAAUUUACAUCUUCAAGAAAAUUCUUCACAAUCUCUCCUAUAAUUCUGUACUUCCUGGCAAGUUUCUACACAAAGUACGAUCCAACACACUUCAUCCUCAACACAACCUCCCUCCUGACCGUGCUCAUCCCCAAGCUGCCACAGUUGCAUGGCGUUCGAAUCUUUGGCAUCAAUAAAUACUAAGCGGAAGGUUUGACACUCACUGCCCCUGACACGGCUACUGCUGCUCCCUGGGAGAAGGAAUUGAGUAGUCUGCUGUGCCUAGUGUCUAAUUGUAUUCAGUGAAAGAUGCUUUUACAGCUGAGAUACAGUUCCUACAGCCGGCAGCAUUGUCUGGAAUGAAAGUUGAGUUUGUAAGAACAUGCUUUCAAACACCUAAAUGUGAAUUGGAAACCUUUAGAAGAAAGAUUUCCAUGAAGAGCUGGGCAGGCCCAGCUCUAAAGUGUAAUCCCCGCUGAGACUGUAUGUAUGCCUGUGUGAUGCAAGUGACCUGUAAGGAAGUAACAGCGAGUAUCAGCUGAAAAUAGAGAGCAGUGUUUCACAAACACCCAGUCAACAUAAUGCAAAUGGUAACUUUACGUGUAAAUCCAGGAUCCUCCAUGCAAGGACUGGUGAGGCUGUAGUCCUAGAUUGAGUGAGAGUACCUGGUUUCUGCUGUAUGCAUUGUAGGUGGUUGUACUUGUUCCUGCAUUGUAAAGGUUUGUCUAGCAGUACGUACUGUGACAGACAGCAUAAACUGAUGGGAUCAGUCAUGCCUUACCUGUUCUUGUGCUUGUUCUUUUGUCAUAAUGACCGAAGAAAGUCCUUAAAUGUCAGCUCAGGGGAUUUCUACAUCAACUCAAUUGCUCAGUUUAUGUACACUUUUACAAGUUGCCACUGUUGUGUUGAUUUUGUUUGCUUGCCAGGAUACUGACUUAAGUGGGACAUCCUGAGAACUGAAAUUUCUUUUACGGUGUGGAUUUUUGACUGUUUUCUGACUAAUGGGUUAUUUUUCAGUAGCUGAGACGUGUGAUGGUGGGGGAAAGGGUUGCUGUGGCUGGUGGAGGAGAAGCAACUCCAUUAUAGAGCAACCAGGUCGGAACACAGAAGAUAAACUCUGUAGGUCCUAAGUUAGAAUAGAAGCCAAAGUAGAAGUAGGUGAAUAGGCAAAUCACAUGGACUAACUGUAUGAUUUUGCAGAAAAAGUUAUAGAUAAUUUGCAUGUCUUGGAAAUGUGGAGGAUGCCAUGUUAGUGUAUGGAGUAAUCUUGUGUUUAAUCAACUCCGGAACUAGAGUGAAGGAGGUACAUGUAGAGCUUUGAGCACUUAAUUUCUCUGUCUUGAAAAAAGGAUGACUUUUGAAAUCUGCCAGCCAAAACGGCUCAGAUUUGACAGAGGGCUCUAUUUAAGACUUCAUUUACAUUUGGGUUGCAGUGACAGCCAGUGAGCUGGAAAAAAGUUAAAAAUAAAUUAAAAGCCCCCAGUGGCAUACUUCUGUUCUUGCAAA